UCCAGCCAAGGCGACCAGAGUAGCGCCCGUGUCGCUUGAUCAGGCUUAUGAGAAACUGCCCCCGCGCGCGCUGAUUCUUACACCUGAGAUGACUAGACUCAAUCAGGCAAGGCUCAACCUUAGCGUCGCGAUCCCAAUCGAAGAGUACAGCAGUGUCGAGUCUUCCACCGAGUCCAGCAAUGCCAGCUGCCAAGAGAGUGAGCCAAUCGAUGCCGCGUCGACCAGUCAUGAAGCCGAAGAUGCGACUCCGGUCCACAGUGAGAACGAGUUCCUUGUGCCUUGCGACAGAGCCGGAGAAUAUAGUGAACGUUUGAGCACUAAGGAAUCCAGCGUUUCAGUUUGGGACUCUAGUGGCGAGUCCAGCGCCAGCGGGUAUGGUGAAGCAAAGAUGUGCGCAGAGAUGCCACAUUCACCUGAGUACAACGAAGGACACGGUAGUCCACCCAAGAAGGAUCCAGAUAAAGCUCUGAGCUGCGAAUCCGAUCCCAAUCGUGGUGGUGAAGCGCCUAAGCACGUUAGGAUGCCGUCGCUGCCAACCAUAUCCGAGUUCAAUGACGGUUAUGCUGAACCGCCCACGAAAGAUCCUGACAAGGCCUUAUAUAUGAAUAAGCGUCCGGGAGAUGGCCUUGCCCGAGAGUAUGAGUCUGAAGAGACUCUAGGGGCCGAAUGUUUGCGAGAGGUCGAGUUCCAAGGGGACACUUUCGCAGUUGAAAAUCCAGAUGGAAUUUAUGUCGUUUGCGAUGACAUGAUCCCAUUCUUUGAAGUCAAACAUGAGUCUAAGGUGACUCCAGAGGCCGAAAGUAUACGAGAUGCCAAGCUCCACAGUGACAUCCUCACACUUGAAAUGCCGGAAGGCACCUAUAUCAUUUGCGAUGAUGAGAUCGCCCUGUUCGAAGUCAAUGGCGAGUCUGAACCCAGCAGAAAGUCGAAAGUAGCACGAGUCCUGGACUCAGCGCAAGAGGACAGUGAGCACGAGCAUAAAGAGCCAAGGCCUCCCGGCCUCAAUGAUGAGCUCAAUUGUUGUUUUCUCAUGUCGCAUUCCAAGUUCCGUGGCAAGACCUUCAUGCUUGAGACGCCAGAGGGCAUCUAUGUCAUCCACGGUGGCCUUGUGAUUCUUUUUGAAGUUGCCCAAGCCGCGGAGCGCGAAAUCCAGUUCAGACCCAGCCUAGCGCAAGAUGGGACCGAGUUCAAGGCUAAAUCAGAGCCAAAGUCCCUCAGCCUCAGCGAUGAGCUUAAUUCGAUGCCGAUUUCAGUCACUCUUACGCGCGAGUUGAAUAGAGAACAGGAUUAUGAUUUGAUCGACAAAGAUGCUAACAUACAUGAUGUAUUCGACGCAAUGAACGGCCCUACCUCCCGGAAUCUCGUUAGCGCUGGUCCUGGCAAUGGAGCACCCCAGCCCCCAAAGACCCCACGUUCCCCCGACCUAGUCGAUGACGGCUAUGAAUGCCGACCUGAGAAAGACCCCGACAAAGUCUCAAACAUGAAUAAACGUCCGGGAAAUGGCCCAGCCCGAGAACAAGAGUCAGAGGAGACUCCAGAGGUCAAAUGUUUGCGUGGUGUUGAGUCCCAAGGUGACACCCACAUACUCGCGAUGCCGGAGGGCAUCUUUUCUUUCCAAGCAUAGGCCCGCCCUCGUCUUAAACUAAGCCGACCUUUAAUCAUUUCCCAACAUCCUUUCAAGUUUUACGCGUGUUCUUAUGAUUUCCGAUGAGUGC
Messenger RNA from Cantharellus anzutake, 1715 nucleotides. RefSeq lists its product as uncharacterized. NCBI's taxonomy places the organism in Eukaryota, Fungi, Basidiomycota, Agaricomycetes, Cantharellales, Hydnaceae. The coding region runs from base 89 to 1624 and encodes 511 amino acids. The record is from RefSeq and is a predicted model, not a curated record. The transcript has a single exon.